This is a messenger RNA of Zasmidium cellare ATCC 36951, 1059 nucleotides long. RefSeq lists its product as uncharacterized. The coding region runs from base 1 to 1059 and encodes 352 amino acids. NCBI's taxonomy places the organism in Eukaryota, Fungi, Ascomycota, Dothideomycetes, Mycosphaerellales, Mycosphaerellaceae. The transcript has 3 exons. Gene Ontology annotation, molecular function: hydrolase activity. The record is from RefSeq and is a predicted model, not a curated record.
AUGGCGUUUACCGAAGCAGACAGAAAGCGCAUGGGAACUCCUCAUCCAGAGCUCACAGAUGCUGUGGAAAAGUUCCCUUUGCCGGACACGACCAACGGCAACGUCAAUGCCAGCGUCCACGACAUCCGGCAGAAUCGCGCAGCGCAUCUGGCCAGCCUUCGCCAUCUAUAUCCCAUGCCAGGACCCAUUCCGGACGAAGUGCAAGAGUUCUUGCAUCAUAUUCCCGCUCGAGAUGGAUUCGAGAUACCCGUGAAGAUAUACAUCCCCACCAAGCCUCUCGAGAGCGGAAAAGGUCGACCUCUUGUUGUGAUGUUCCACGAAGGAGGCUGGACAAGAGGGGACCUGACCGACGAGGAUCUCAAUUGCCGCAUGUUCGCUCGAGAUCUUGGAGCUGUGUGUGUCAAUGUGGACUAUCGUUUGGCGCCCGAGUAUCUUUUUCCCUACGGCGUGAAUGAUGCCUUUGACGCAGUGAAGUGGUGCGCGAAGACGGCUUCUGCCUCCUCGGAGCUUCUACCGGCAGACCCUCGUCAAGGUUUUAUUGUUGGUGGUGCGUCGGCUGGAGGGAAUUUUGCCGCUGUCAUGUGCCAGAUGGCUCGAGACGAUGGCUUGGAUCCUCCCCUCACGGGACAGUAUCUCUGCGUACCGGCCUUGCUCGAUGAGCAUGUCGUGCCAGAGCGGUUAAAGUCAGAUUAUCGCAGCAGGACCGAGUCAGUAUAUGACCCCGUGAUCAAGAUCGAGCCUGGCCGUGGCAAGCGAAAACUCGAGCAGCUCAAGGUUGAUCCAGCGGAUCCACGCUUCAGCCCUGCUUUGCAUCCUAAUCUCAAGGAUCUCCCUCCGGCUUUCUUCCAAAUAGCUGGACUUGAUCCUCUGCGAGAUGAGGCAUUGAUCUAUGAAAGGCUACUGAGGGAGGAGAAUGAUGCGGCUACGAAGCUGAUGGUCUAUGAUGGAUUUGGGCAUAUGUUCUGGACCAACUGGCCGCAGUUGAAGCGCAGCAAGGAGUUUGUGGAUGAUACUCUCACUGGAGUCAAGUGGUUGCUUGACGAAGAGCGAAAGCGUUAA